GGUUGGUCAAUAUAAGCACACCCAUUCACCCAUGCAGGGUGAUAAAAGACACAUUCUUUCUAGGGGAGUAUAUAUAUAACAGCCUCAUAAGAUCUCAAAGCAUCUUCUGAGGUUCAAAGGAGGAGGUCCAACCAUGUCAAUCUUCACUCAUGUUUUGGCCUGCCUGUUUGGCAUGGGAUCCUGGGUCACCAUCUGUGGGCUUUGGGUGGAGUUGCCUCUAAUGGUUUCACAUGCUCCUGAGGGUUGGUAUCUUCCAUCCUACCUCUCCGUUAUCAUCCAAAUCGCCAACAUCGGUCCACUGUUUGUCACAUUAAUGCACCGUUUUCGCCCAGGAACUCUUAAAGAGACAAUAGUUAUCUAUUUCAUUGUUAGUUUCGGGAUACUGGCCAGCUUCUUCCUGGCUUUCUUCUGGAGUGAGAGGGUUGUGGUGCAAGGUGUGGAGCGUAGCAUUCCCCUCUUGCUUCUUACGUUCUUCAUCUCCAUUGUGGACUGCACUUCAUCUGUGACUUUCCUGCCCUUCAUGAUGCAGCUCAAGGCACAGUAUUUGACCACGUAUUAUAUAGGAGAAGGUCUGAGCGGUCUCAUCCCAGCUCUGGUAGCAAUGGUUCAGGGUGUGGGCAUCAUGGAGUGUGUUAAUGCAUCACAGAUCAUCAGAUCCAAUGAAACGCAGCUUCGGUAUCUUAAUGCAUCUGAGAAAAACUACCUUGUGCCUCACUACCAUCCAGCUAACUUUUCAGUAGAAGCGUACUUUUUCUUCCUGACGGCCAUGAUGGUGGUUUGCUUGGUGGCUUUCUUGCUUUUAAACUACCAUCCAGCUGUAACUCAAGAACGCUCUGAUAGUAAACCAACAAAUAUGAAGAAAGACUCCAACUUGAAAAUCAGAAGAAAUGAACAGAAACCGAUGAUUGGUUCUCAAACGGGUCUUGAGGAGCCCAAGAGCAAGUUUGGAUCAGGGAGGUACACCUGGUUACAGGUGAUGUACAUCUAUGUUACCCUCAUCUGGGUGAACACUCUAACCAAUACUCUUUUGCCAUCCGUUCAGUCUUACUCAUGUUUGCCAUACGGAAACCAGGCUUUUCAUUGGUCAGCCACUAUGGCCAAUGUUGCCAAUCCUGUGGCUUGUUUUAUCACCAUGUUUUAUCUUCGAAGGUCUUUGGUGGUAAUGGGACUUCUCACUUCUGCUGGCUCUCUUAUUGGGGUUUAUAUUAUGUGCAUGGCUGUGUUGAGUCCAUGUCCACUGUUAGUCAAUGAGACUUCUGGAGCUGUGCUUAUGGUGUUGGCGUGGUUCUUUUUUAUUUUCAUCCUCUCAUUUGUGAAGGUGAUGAUUGCUGUUAUUCUUCGUGAUGAAGGUCACAUGGCUCUUGUAUGGUGCGGAGCAAUGGUGCAGAUUGGGUCAAUGCUGGGGGCAGUAACUAUGUUCCCCCUAGUCAAUAUUUAUGAGUUUUUCACUUCAGGGGAUCCAUGUAACAAAAACUGCAUAUAAUAUUUUGAUCUUGGAAAAAGAGAAACCCUGUUAAUAUUACUCUUAAGGCUAAUAAUUUAAUUAUACUUAUGAAAUAAUGAAAAAGUCACUCUCUACUUACAAGUUACUCUUGAUUGUGGAGAAUUUGGGACAUAUUCAGAUGUUUUUAUAUAAUUAUUAAUAUUGAACUUUAAUCAGCCAUGUUGGCAAUUAUACGCUGCUCUGGAAUACUCCAUUCUGAUUGGUCAGUCGUGUCACUCAGUGGUCUGGCAUUCCUCAAUAAUUCACAUACAUUGGAAGAUACAAAAACUUUUAUACUGCUCAUCCAGGGUAAAUUACUAGUUCUACUAAAAUGUCAGGUAUACAGGUCUGUUUGGCAUAUAGGUAUACAUACAUGUGACCCUGUCUGUGAAAUUCAGGUUAAAGUCUCAUAAUCUAAUAAUGAGAUUGGAACAUCAAAGUUUGAUUUCAAUCAUUGAUUUCACUUUAAUUUCAAUCUUUGAAAUGACCUCAGUAUUUAAGAUAUGGGUUAUAUUUUCACAGACAAGGUCACAUUUUGAAAUUCAAACAUUGUCAAAUUACUUUUGUGACAGGAUUAUGUACAGGCAAUUAACAGGCAAGUAAAAUAAACUCAAUUUAAUGCUAAGCUCUGUGUGGUUUUGUACAUUAUUGUACAUUAAAAGCCCAACAUCGGUCUGACUUCAAAACCCAAUGUCGGUCUGACAUCAAACCCCAACGUCCUAAUGUCUUAUAAAUCACAACAUUACUUUAAAGUAAAUUUAAUACUCACCAUAAGCACCAUAAACAUGACUAUAACAGUGGACAUGGACUCAACACAGCCAUGCACAUAAUAUAAACCCCAAAAAGAGAGCCAUAACCCAACACUGAUCUGACGUCAAAAUCUAACGUCGAUCCAACGUCAAAUCCCAACGUUGGGCUGAUGUCAAAACUAGAGAUCUUCUCGGGUCCAAAGAAAUGUAUUCGACCCGAAAUGACCCCAAUCACUAUAUACCCGAACCCGAUGUGCAUAAAUAUUUUUUUUUAAAGAAAGACCCGACCCGAGACAAAUCAGAGAAAACUAGGCCCGAGUCUGACCCGAACUAGUCUGACCUGAACUUCUGCAGACCCAAUUUGGCAAGCUGCUCCAUUUUUUUUACUUUGUUAUCUGACGAUGACACAAAGGUAACUGCUAAAAUGUACAUUUAAAAUUGAUUGACAUAUUGUCUCAACAAAAAUUAACUUCGGGUUUUCGGAUUUAAGUGGACCCAUGAAGACCUCUAGGCUAGUUAAAACCCAACGUCGAUCCGAUGUCAAAACCCAAC
Molecule: messenger RNA, 2784 nt
Organism: Paramisgurnus dabryanus
Lineage: Eukaryota; Metazoa; Chordata; Actinopteri; Cypriniformes; Cobitidae
Gene: slc52a3-2a
Product: solute carrier family 52 member 3-2a
Biological process (GO): riboflavin transport
Cellular component (GO): plasma membrane
Molecular function (GO): riboflavin transmembrane transporter activity
Source: RefSeq, a predicted model, not a curated record